AGCCAAGUUACCCGGACGUAUUGUUAAUAGAUGCUUACGUUGACUGCAGCUGAGCCAGCCGACACUGGAAGUAGAUCCAAGUCCACCAUACGUUGCACAGUCGUAUAUAUAACGUCAGUGACCAUGGACCGCAUAGCAGGAGUCGGCGUCAAGUCCUGUAAACGUCUCAAGCAUUUCGAAAUCAAGCAAGAUGGGUAGCGCAUUGAGCAACAUGUUUCCGCCAAAGGCCAGCUUCACUGAAGCAAAUUUACCUGAUCAGAGCGACAAGGUGUUCAUCGUCACAGGAAGUUCUGGUGGCCUAGGAAAAGAACUUACCAAGAUUCUUUACCAGAAGAACGCCAAGAUUUACAUGGCGUGUCGGUCUGAAGCCAAGACCGCAGCCGUGAUCAAGGAGCUGAAGGAGUUGUAUCCCAAUUCCCAUGGCCACGCCGAGUACCUUCACCUGGAUCUGAAUGACCUGACGACAAUCAAGCAAUCCGCCCAAGAAUUCCUCAGCAAGGAAACUCGGCUUGACGUCCUCUGGAACAACGCCGGCGUCAUGACACCGCCUCCGGGUUCCAAGACUGCGCAGGGCUACGAGCUGCAACUAGGCACCAAUAAUCUCGCUCCAUUCCUGUUUACACAUUUUCUCCGCCCGGUGCUGUCUGGCACGGCCAAGUUUGCACCCAGAGACUCCGUCCGAGUUGUCUGGGUAUCUUCUAGCACGGCGGCCAUGGCACCGAAGCCUCCAAUCGACUUCAGCAAUAUGGAUUAUGCAAAGGAUGAGAGUCAGAUGCAAAAGUACGCGAGAAGCAAGGCUGGUAACGUCUUGCAUGGAACGGAAUUUGCGAGAAGAGUAUCUGGAGAAGGGAUCAUCAGCGUUAGUCUUGACCCCGGAGUUUUCAUGACGGAUUUGCAGCGUACCAUGCCGCUAUGGCAGCGGAUCAUUGUGAAAUUCCUCGCGCAUAAGCCAAUCAAUGGCGCAUACACCGAGCUCUUUGCCGGCUUGAGCCCUACGAUUACGGAGAAGAACAACGGUGGCUGGGUCGUACCCUUUGGUCAACUCGCAGCUGGACGAGAAGAUCUGCGCGACAAGGAGCUAGGCAAGAAGUACUGGGAGUGGACGGAGAAGCAACUCAAGCCAUAUACUUCUUGAAGGAUUGCUGUCACCGUAUCAUGAUUUAUCAUGUUUCUCUUUGUAUCCCUUUCUCGCCCUCUCUAUGUAUAACAACCAGAACAAACCUUUC
Messenger RNA from Colletotrichum scovillei, 1226 nucleotides. RefSeq names its product short-chain dehydrogenase. Lineage: Eukaryota; Fungi; Ascomycota; Sordariomycetes; Glomerellales; Glomerellaceae. The coding region runs from base 191 to 1135 and encodes 314 amino acids. The transcript has 5 exons. The record is from RefSeq and is a predicted model, not a curated record.